Oxyura jamaicensis (ruddy duck) is the source of this 4315-nucleotide messenger RNA. RefSeq names its product zinc finger protein 777-like. Gene Ontology annotation, molecular function: DNA-binding transcription factor activity; RNA polymerase II cis-regulatory region sequence-specific DNA binding. Gene Ontology annotation, biological process: regulation of transcription by RNA polymerase II. Lineage: Eukaryota; Metazoa; Chordata; Aves; Anseriformes; Anatidae. The transcript has 12 exons. Bases 88 to 3879 code for a protein of 1263 amino acids. The record is from RefSeq and is a predicted model, not a curated record.
GCCGGCACCGCUCCGCCGCUCGCCCCCCGCCGCCCUUCGCCCCCCACCCCCGCCCUUCGCCCCCCACCCUUCGCCCCCCGCCGGGCCAUGGCCGACUGGGCCCCCGCGCAGGACCUGGAGUGGGCGAUGGAGCCCCAGGAGCUGGCUCUGGAGCAACCCCUGGCAGCCCCCGAGGAGGGCCCCGGCGGCGAGGCCGAGCUGCCGGCCGCCGAGCUGUCCCUGACGCUGGUGACCGAGGUGCAGGCGGUGGACAGGAAGGUGGACGCGCAGGCGGCGCAGCUGAUGAACCUGGAGGGCCGGAUGCGGAUGGCCGAGACCAAGCUGAUCGGCUGCGAGAAGACGGCCGUGGAGUUCGGCAACCAGCUGGAGAGCAAGUGGACGGCGCUGGGCACCCUCAUCCAGGAGUACGGGCAGCUGCAGAAGCGCCUGGAGAACAUGGAGAACCUGCUGAGGAACAGGAACUUCUGGAUCCUGCGCCUUCCCCCCGGCGCCAAGGGCGAGGUCCCCAAGGUCCCGGUGGCGUUCAGUGACGCUUCGUUUAGCUUCUCGGAGGAGGAGUGGAAGAACUUGAACGAGUGGCAGAAAGAGCUGUACAGGCAUAUCAUGAAAGGCAACUACGAGGCCGUGAUCUCGAUGGACACUGCCAUUUCAAAACCCGACCUCCUGUCGCGGAUUGAGCAAGGAGAGGAUCCCAACGCCGAGGACCAGGAGGACUCUGAGGGAGGAGAAACUCCCACAGACCCCAGCACUGAGUUUUCCUUUCCUGGUCCCGACGACAGCUCGUGGGGUAAAUACGAAGAGACUCUGGCUGAAAGUCACGACGGCUCCGAGGAGGAGGAGAGCAUGGAGGCCCCCAGUACAUAUGCGCAGCAGUGUGAUGAGGAAGGUCCUGACAGCCUUGAGCUUCCUAGCUCGUUAGCAGGAAAGUGGGAAGACGUUUUCUCAAACCCGGAGGAAGAGGUAAAGCCGAGCGGCAAGAGUCGGGGCGGGUCGACCCCGCAGCAGAGAGCCGCGACGGGCAACGGGCUGAGGCGCUCCGCUCGCCGCGGGAGAGACUUGGCAAAGAAGGACGCCGCCGAGGAAGCGGCCGCAGUGGAGGGGCCGUACAUCUGCUGCGAGUGCGGGCAGAGCUUCCUGGACAAGCAGCUCUUCGCUGCCCAUCAGAGAGCGCACGCGGGUGAGGAAGCCUGCACUUCCCUGGAGCCCGGGGAGAGCUUCAGGCAGAAAUCCAAAACCUCUCCGAAAGGCCAGUCCCGCUCCAAGGCGUCCAAGCGCGCCGACUCGGAGAAGAGCUCCGCUUUCAAGUACGGCUUCGUCAGGCACCAGGCGAACAACAUGGUGGAGAGGCCGUACACCUGCUCGCAGUGCAAGGAGAGCUUCAGCCUGGAGGUCAGCCUCAUCUUGCACCAGAAGCUCCACACGGGGAAGGGCGACGGGCCGCUGACCUGCACCUACUGCGGGAAGGACUUCCGAGACCUCUCCAAAGCCAUCCGGCACCAGCGCAUCCACACGGGGGAGCGGCCGUACCAGUGCACCGAGUGCGGGAAGAGCUUCAUCCGGCGGGACCACCUGCUCAAGCACUGGCGGGUCCACACCGGGGAGACCCCGUACCAGUGCCCCGUCUGCGGGAAGCAUUUCCGCUACAAAGAGUCUCUGAAUUGCCACCAGAAAAUCCACUCCCGCAACCCCCGGCCCACGGAGGAGUCGCAGCCCAACCUGGAGUCGGCCACUCAGACGGGCCACUUCUGCCUGAAAAAAGAAACUAAGCAAACUGGUGAACUGCACGAGCUCAGCAAGGGCCGCUCCUGCCCGUUCCUGUCCGCGCCCACCAUCCGAGGAGCCGCGUCCUGCGCAGCGCUGCUCGGCGCGGCGCUGGGGCUGCUGCGUGUGCUGGCGGCACCGGAGCUGGUGAUGCAGCCGCGCUGCCCCUCUCCCUUCCAGCCGCCCUCCGGCCCCGAGCGCACGUCGGAGCGGGAGACGCAGACGGCGGAGCUGUCCCUGACACUGGUGGCGGCCGUGCAGGCGGUGGAGAGGAAGGUGGACUCCCACGCCACCCGCCUGCUGGACCUGGAGGGCCGGACGGGGGUGGCCGAGAAGAAGCUGAUCGACUGCGAGAAGACGGCGGCGGAGCUGGGGAACCAGCUGGAGAGCAAGUGCGCAGCACUGGGCACCCUCAUCCAGGAGUACGGGCUGCUGCAGCGGCGCCUGGAGAACAUGGAGAACCUGCUGAAGAACAGGAACUUCUGGAUCCUGCGCCUGCCCCCCGGCAGGAAGGGGGAAGUCCCCAAGGUGCCGGUGACGUUCGACGACGUGUCCGUCUAUUUCAACGACAAGGAGUGGGAGAAGCUGGAGGAGUGGCAGAAGGAGCUGUACAAGAACGUGAUGAAGGGGAACUACGAGUCGCUGAUCUCGCUGGACUACGCAAUUUCCAAACCCGGUGUUUUGUCCCAGAUCGAGCAAGGGGAGGAAUCGCGGGUCAGGAAUGAGCAGGACUUGGAGGAGAGCGAGAUCAUAACCGACGCCACCGCAGCUGGCAUAAGGGUGGUGAUCAAAACGGAGGAGCUGCUUCCUGAGGACAGCCCCGAAAACCCAGAGCUGCACGGGAUGUCGGGACAGUCGGAGGGGAGCUUCCAGAGCCCGGACGAGGAGGCCGCCUGCGAGAGCCCCUACGGCUCCGUCUCCCCUCCGAGAGACCUCCCGGGCACCAGCCUGGGCGACCCCUCCGAGUACGUCGCUGACUUCAACGAGAUCCAGAGGGUCAUCGUGCACCACGGCAGCUGCACAGAGGACGGGAUCGUGAUCAAGACGGAGGAGGAGGAGGAGGAGGACGACCCGGACACGCUGGAGCCCUGCGCCAUGUUCUCGGGGAGGAGCGAGCCGCCGACCUUCCCCAACCACGAGGCCGGGCUGGGCUGCGAGGCGCAGUGCAGCUCCAAGGCGCCGCCGCGGAGCCUGGCGGCCGCCCGCGUGGGCAAAGCCCCCGCCUGCGAGAGGGACUCGGGGGAGAUGAAGCCGGCCAUGGCCCAGCAGCGCAACCGGACGAGGGAGAGGCCCUACAUCUGCCCCGAGUGCGGCAAGAGCUUCAUGCUCAAGAUCAACUUCGUGAUCCACCAGCGCAACCACCUCAAGGAGGGGCCCUACGAGUGCCACGACUGCGACCUCAGCUUCCGCAACAAGCAGCAGUUCCUGCUGCACCAGCGCAGCCACACGCGCCGCGGCGUGGGGGUGCCCCGGCGCCCCGAGCACGGCCUCAAGCCCCAGCCGCGUCCCCCGCCCCCGGGGAAGCCCUACAAGUGCUCCGAGUGCGAGAGCAGCUUCAGCCACAAGUCGAGCCUCAGCAAGCACCAGAUCACCCACGUCGGGGAGCGGCCCUUCACCUGCGGCGAGUGCCGGCGGAGCUUCCGCCUGCAGAUCAGCCUCAUCAUGCACCAGAGGAUCCACGCCGGCAAGAGCGAGAUGGCCUUCCUCUGCCCCCAGUGCGGCAAGAACUUCACCCGGCCCUCCCACCUCCUGCGGCACCAGCGGACUCACACCGGCGAGCGGCCCUACCAGUGCAGCCAGUGCGAGAAGACCUUCAGCGAGAAGUCCAAGCUCACCAACCACUACCGCAUCCACACGCGGGAGCGCCCGCACGCCUGCGCCGUCUGCGGGAAGGGCUUCAUCCGCAAGCACCACCUCCUGGAGCACCAGCGCAUCCACACGGGCGAGCGGCCCUACCACUGCACCGAGUGCGGCAAGAACUUCACGCAGAAGCACCACCUCCUGGAGCACCAGCGGGCGCACACCGGCGAGCGGCCCUACCCCUGCACCGAGUGCACCAAGUGCUUCCGCUACAAGCAGUCCCUCAAGUACCACCUGAGGACGCACAUGGGAGAGUGAGGGGCUGCCACGGCUUCCUCUCCCUUCCCUUCCCUCCCUCCCUCCCUCCAGCCCUCCUCCUCCUCCUCCUCCUCCUCCUCCUCCUUUGCUCAUCUCUCCCCACCCUCCCUCCAUCCCCCCCGGCUCAGGGCAUGGACAUCAAGGAAGCUUUGUGUGGUAGCGCCGCUGCUCUGGUGGAGACAGCUAGGCUGAUUGGAAAUAAAUUAAUUAAUUAAAGCAAGCAACGCGCGGCAAAAUUAAAAGAUUAUAUAUAUAUAAAAAUUAACAGCAGCAGCUGAUUUAGGGAGGAUCCUCACCAUCAACAACAGCAGCAACAACAAAGGAAACCUGUACAGGGUGUUUUGCCGGAGUAGGACUCUUAACUGCUUUUUAAAUCUACUGUUUGUUUGUUUUUUUUUUUAAUAAAUGUGGAGGAACUUUUUAUUUGAUAAGCAAA